GAUUCCGGAAGUUGGCUCGGCGCGGCCGGAAGUAAGAGGGCAGAGCGCUGGGGCCGCCAUGAAGCCGGCGGUGGACGAGAUGUUUCCCGAGGGCGCCGGUCCCUACGUGGACCUGGACGAGGCAGGGGGAAGCACGGGGCUGCUGAUGGAUCUGGCCGCCAACGAGAAGGCCGUGCACGCCGACUUCUUCAACGAUUUUGAAGAUCUGUUUGAUGACGAUGACGUCCAGUGAACUUAGUUGUGCUGCUGUGCUGAGAUGUGGAGUUUUCUCUGGGAUCGCCUGUGGUGUCCUUUAUUUAUUACAAUGAUUAGAACAGGAAAAUUUUUCCUAGGGGGUGAAUAAGAAGACUGUUAAAGCUGCCUAGGGAAUGUGGAAGUCAGCUGGCUAAAAGUAACCGAGAACUGUGGACUGUUAUUUCUAGAUAGGUGUUUGUAGAUCUGUCUUAAAAUUGUACUUGCUGAUGUGCUAUUCAAAAAAAAAC
Messenger RNA from Phasianus colchicus (ring-necked pheasant), 482 nucleotides. RefSeq names its product COP9 signalosome subunit 9 (gene COPS9). Lineage: Eukaryota; Metazoa; Chordata; Aves; Galliformes; Phasianidae. The record is from RefSeq and is a predicted model, not a curated record.